Messenger RNA from Lepus europaeus (European hare), 2144 nucleotides. RefSeq names its product zinc finger protein 251-like. Bases 15 to 1151 code for a protein of 378 amino acids. The transcript has 2 exons. Gene Ontology annotation, molecular function: RNA polymerase II cis-regulatory region sequence-specific DNA binding; DNA-binding transcription factor activity, RNA polymerase II-specific. Lineage: Eukaryota; Metazoa; Chordata; Mammalia; Lagomorpha; Leporidae. The record is from RefSeq and is a predicted model, not a curated record. Gene Ontology annotation, biological process: regulation of transcription by RNA polymerase II.
AUUAUCCCUGGUGGAUGGUUUUCUGUAGUAAUUCAUUUAUGUUUUUUGUAACAGAUUCUGAGGUUGGGACUAAGAAGGAACUGUCAGUUCUAAGCCAGCGAUGCUCUGAAGAAGUAAAAAACCCAGAAUUUAUAUCAAGAAGAUUCUCCAGGGCUAAUUCAUGCGCCAGAAAGAAACCUUACAAGUGUAAUGAGUGCGGGAAAGGCUUCAGCCAGAGCCCCCAGCUGACUCAGCAUCAGAGGAUCCACACAGGCGAGAAGCCGCAUGAGUGCAGUCACUGUGGGAAGGCCUUCAGCCGAAGCUCCAGCCUCAUUCAGCAUCAGAGGAUCCACACGGGUGAGAAGCCCCAUAAAUGCAGUCAGUGUGGGAAGGCCUUCAGCCAGAGCUCCAGCCUUUUCCUCCAUCACAGGGUGCACACUGGAGAGAAGCCCUAUGUGUGCAGGGAGUGCGGCAGGGCCUUCGGCUUCAACUCCCACCUCACUGAGCACGUGAGGAUCCACACUGGAGAGAAGCCCUAUGUGUGCACUGAGUGUGGCAGGGCCUUCAGUCGGAGCUCCACUCUCGUUCAGCACCGAAGGGUGCACACUGGGGAGAAGCCCUACCAGUGCGCUGAGUGUGGCAAAGCCUUCAGCCAGAGCUCCCAGCUCACCUUGCACCAGCGCAUCCACACUGGAGAGAAACCCUACAGCUGUGGUGACUGUGGGAAGGCCUUCAGCCGGAGGUCCACCCUCACGCAGCAUCAGAGGGUUCACAGAGGGACCCCACGCAAGUGCAGGCAGUGUGGGCCCACCUGCGCUCAUGGCUCCAGCCCUGCCCCUCAGAGACUAGUUCCUGCUGGGGGCCGGUGUGGCAGAGCUGUCAACCAUGGGGCAAGCCUUGUUCUGCACUGGACAAUUCACACCAGCAAGGAACACUUUGGCAAUAAUGAGCUUGGAAAAACCUUCAGUUCCACCCCAGCACCCACUGGAGAUGAAAAACUCCACUCUGGGAAGAAACCCUGUACACGUCCAGAGUGUGGACCCGGCCUCAGUGCGGCCUCAGCGCUGACCCAGUGUCAGCAGAUUCACCUUGGAGAAAAAGCCCCUUCAGACGAUGGAUCUGAAAGAUACUUUAUUCACAUCAGAAAGAUUUUCCAAGAAAGACAUUUUUAAUGUGAGAAGUGUGGGAAAUGACUUUGCAUUUCGUUCAUUUUAUGUUGGGUGGGAUGAGAGAAUCCGAGUUUGUUUCAGGAAAUCCCUGUUUGUGAGAACUGGCUGCCGGCGGCAGACAAGUCGAGCGCUACAGAGCUCCGUUUAUUAGGGACCUUGGCAGAAACAGGAGGAGAGGCGGGAGGAGACGCUUCGUAUGUCAGCCAGACAGAGGUCAUCGCUGGCCAGCUGGGGUGCUCCUUUAUUUCAGGCAACAGUUACCAGGUGAUCCAGGGUCAGUGCCUGGCACAGGACGCUUAGUGGACUCUUAAUGAUGUGGUUUUUGCCACAGGAUUCUGAGAGAGUGCCAGGGUUACCCCGCGGGCACCAUGGCCUGAGUCACAUGACACUAGAUCCCUGAAAAGUUGAAUGAGGAGUCUGAGUGCAGCUUGGAUACAGCUGAUGCCGUUAAACUUGGGAGUGAGCAUGCGACAAAGGCCACAUGAGUUCCCUCCCAGGUGCUGCGUCCCAGUUGCCUGGAUGAACAGCGGGCAUGGAAGGUCCACCCAGGUCAGGCUGCCACCUGACCUCUCCCCUUCUAUGCCCAGGCCUGUAGCUGUCCCACAUCUGUUUCCAGGGUGGCGCUGAGGACCUGGGCCCUUUGGGCAGCUUCGGGGCUUUUUCUCCUCCCUCGAGAUGGGCUGGGUCACCGCCCCAGAGCAGCCACACGGGGGAGCCCUCCCUCACUUGGAGCCCUGAGUCUUGCACCUGUGAAGUGAAAGUUGGUUUGGUCUGAGGAUCUCUGCAGUCCACAGAGGAGGGAAUUUCGGGCCAGUAGAGCAGGCACUGCUGUGUCGCUGCACUUCUGAGUAUUUUCAGUUACUGGUAAGAGAUUUUCAAAUUUUCAAUUUAUGUCUUUAUGUGAAGGCAGAGAUCUCCCACGUGCUGGUUCAUUCUCCAACUGCUCACGAUAGCCUGGGCUGGGCCAGGCUGAAGCCAGGACCCAGAACGCAAUCC